AUGUGUGCGACGACUUCUAUUUUUUCUGUUAAUGUCAGAGGUAUUAAGAAUGAAGUGAAAAGGAAAAGCUUGUUCUUAUUUCUUCAGAAUAAAGGGGCAGAUUUUUAUUUCAUUCAAGAGACCCACUCUUCUGAAACUGAUGUCUCAUAUUGGAGGAAUCAAUGGGGAAGGAAUGUAUGGCUCUCUCAUGGCAGCAAUCGCUCAGCGGGGGUCGCCAUCCUACAUGGGAAAUAUGGUGGGAAAAUUAUAAAGUAUGACGCUGAUAAGGAUGGCAGGUGGAUCAUUCUCUUGGCAGAUAUCAACCAAUCGUCUGUUAUUCUGAUUAAUGUAUAUGGGUCAAACAGUAAAUCUCUCAAUAACAUAAUUUUCUCAACAUUGGAAAAUAAGAUUAAUUAUUGGCUGACACUGUUUCCCUCAGCAGAGAUCUUAUGGGGUGGAGACUUCAACACAGUAUUUGAUGGUAGUCUGGACAGAUGGCCUCCAAAAGCCAAACAGAUAACCGAAUUGGAAAAUAUCUGCGACAGAAUGAACCUGAUUGAUAUAUGGAGACACAGACACCCACAGGAAAAAGUAUUCACAUGGAGCAACAAGGACAGAUCCUGCCAAUCUCGCUUAGAUUUUUGGUUAAUUUCGGCUGAAUUAGAAAAUAAGGUAGACUCAAUCAAAAUAGAACCCACAAUAUUGACAGACCACAAAGCUAUAUCAAUUCAAUUCCAUCUUGGAUCUGACAGGCAGAGGGUCAAUAGAGAUUAUUGGAAAUUAAACAAAACGUUGCUACAAAAUAAGGAAUUUGUAAAGGAAAGCCAAAUAAUCAUCGACAAAUGUUGGAGACAAGCAAAUUUACUGAAGAAUUUUGGAUUAUACUGGGAAUUAAUGAAAUAUGAAAUAAGAAAGUUAGCUAUAAGGUUAAGUAGAAAAACCAGCAGACAUAAUAAAGAAAAAGAACUUCAACUUGUCACCCAAAUUUUUCCAUUAUCUGAGAAAACAGACCCAACCAGUGCUGAGGUAGAACAAUUGGCUUACCUACAAACUGAAUUAGACAAACUUUUCGAGGGGAAAGCUAGAGGAGCCUUCAUCAGAUCCAGGAGGAAAUGGCUUGAACAAGGGGAAAAAUGCACCAAAUAUUUCUUUAGUCUAGAAAAAAGGAAUUACGAAAUGUCUUCUCUCUGCAAACUUAAAAUUCAUGACGCUGUGUGUGAAAAUGAAAAACUAAUUUCGCAAUAUGUUGCACGCUUUUAUGAAAAGCUGUAUAUGACUGACCUGUUAAAUGAAGAUAAAAUGUCACUAUUUCUUCAGACCAUACAACCAAAUAUUAGAAGAAUAGAUGAUGACCUCCAUGUAACGUGUGAUCAAAAAAUAACGAUAACAGAGGUACAAAAAUGCAUCGACUCCCUCAAGGACAACAAAGCCCCAGGUAAUGACGGGAUAACAGGGGAAUUUUAUAAAUACUUUAAACAAGCAAUCGCUCCAUUUUUAACUGAGCUAUUUGAAGAGGCUUUAGACAAGGAAGAACUCCCCCACACUUUAAGACAGGGACUGAUAAAACUAAUUCCAAAACCAAAAAAAGAUGAAUUAAACAUUGAAAACUGGAGACCAAUUAGUUUAUUAAAUAAUGAUGCAAAGCUGUUUGCUCUCAUCUUUGCUAAAAGAUUGAAAAUAGGACUAGUUGAUAUUAUAGAUGAGGAGCAAUCUGGGUUUAUGCCAGGGAGAAAUAUUGUAAAUAAUAUUCGUCUGAUUCUGGAUAUGAUAGACUAUAAUGAAUUUAUACCUGAUGAAAGUUUUAUUCUGUUUGUGGACUUUGUAAUUGUAAUUUUAAUGUCUUUGUUAAGAAUUGCUUGA
Molecule: messenger RNA, 1839 nt
Organism: Xyrichtys novacula (pearly razorfish)
Lineage: Eukaryota; Metazoa; Chordata; Actinopteri; Labriformes; Labridae
Source: the annotation of a GenBank genome assembly